This is a messenger RNA of Ophidiomyces ophidiicola, 1827 nucleotides long. RefSeq lists its product as uncharacterized. The coding region runs from base 1 to 1827 and encodes 608 amino acids. The transcript has 3 exons. Gene Ontology annotation, biological process: branched-chain amino acid biosynthetic process. Lineage: Eukaryota; Fungi; Ascomycota; Eurotiomycetes; Onygenales; Onygenaceae. Gene Ontology annotation, cellular component: mitochondrion. Gene Ontology annotation, molecular function: dihydroxy-acid dehydratase activity. The record is from RefSeq and is a predicted model, not a curated record.
AUGAGCUUCACAACACCCGCGACGGAAGAUUGCCCAAAGGAGGAACCAAGGUAUCUAGAAUUCCCAUGUGCGGCUGGGGGUACACGAAAAAAUGGGGAGCCGAUCUUGAAUAAAUACUCUCAGUUUAUCACGAAGGACCAUGACUAUCCUGGAGCGCAGGCUAUGCUAUAUGCUGCAGGUGUGCCAGAUAGAGAGAGCAUGAAAACUAGCCCCCAUGUUGGUAUUGCAUCGGUGUGGUGGGAAGGAAAUCCCUGUAAUAUGCACUUGUUGGACCUGGGUAAAACUGUGAAGAAAGCCAUUGUAGAUAAGGGUAUGUUGGGAUGGCAGUACAACACCAUCGGUGUUUCUGAUGCUAUCACAAUGGGUCAUGAAGGUAUGCGUUUCUCCUUGCAAUCUCGCGAGAUUAUCGCGGACAGUAUCGAAACUGUUACCUGUGCGCAAUACCAUGACGCAUGCAUUGCCAUACCUGGCUGUGACAAGAACAUGCCAGGCUGCGUAAUGGCAAUGGGAAGACAUAAUCGACCAUCUUUGAUGAUUUACGGGGGUACGAUACAAGGUGGAUAUUCGGAGCUGUUGCGGCGACCAAUAAAUGUUUCCACUUGUUAUGAAGCAGCAGGCGCUUAUGCUUACGAUGCUCUUGUUCAGCCGGAUGAUGGCGGGGAUAGAAGUAAGACCAAAGACGAGAUCAUGGAAGAUAUCGAAAGACAUGCUUGUCCCAGUGCUGGAGCUUGUGCGGGGAUGUAUACUGCGAACACUAUGGCAACCGCAAUUGAGUCUAUGGGCUUAACUCUUCCAGGUUCAUCGUCCACGCCGGCUACAUCGCCAUCCAAAAUGCGCGAAUGUGUAAAAUCUGCAGAGGCAAUUAAACUGUGCAUGGAAAAAAACAUCAGACCGCGGGAUUUGAUGACGAAGCGUUCCUUCGAGAACGCCCUGGUGAUGACAAUGGCCCUUGGCGGAAGCACCAACGGCGUCGUUCAUUUCAUUGCAAUGGCAAGAUCAGCGGGUCUUCAUUUGACACUUGACGAUAUCCAGCGGGUUAGCGACAAGAUUCCAUUUAUUGCGAACCUUGCUCCAAGCGGAAAAUACUACAUGGCUGACCUCUAUGAAAUCGGGGGCAUUCCAUCAGUUCAGAAAUUGCUGGUCGCAGCCGGCCUUUUGGAUGGUGAUAUUCCAACCGUAACUGGCAAGACAUUGGCAGAGAAUAUUGCGUCGUUUCCUUCUCUACCGCAAGAUCAGGCUAUUAUCCAUCCCCUGGAUAAUCCAAUCAAAGCGACUGGCCAUCUCCAAGUGCUAAGAGGUAACCUCGCGCCUAAUGGUGCUGUGGCCAAGAUUACUGGAAAAGAAGGAACAAAAUUUGUAGGAAAGGCUCGCGUAUUUAACAAAGAGCAUGAGCUGAAUGAUGCUCUUACCCGUGGUGAGAUCCCACGCGGAGAAAACCUCGUUCUCGUUGUUCGAUAUGAAGGUCCAAAAGGCGGCCCGGGGAUGCCAGAACAACUCAAAGCCAGUGCUGCCUUGAUGGGUGCUAAGCUCACCAACAUAGCUCUUAUCACAGAUGGCAGGUAUUCAGGUGCUAGCCAUGGCUUUAUUGUUGGCCACAUUGUCCCAGAGGCGGCUGUCGGAGGACCGAUCGCUAUUGUGCAGGAUGGAGACACAAUCACGAUCAAUGCUGAAACCAAUGAACUGACAAUGGAUGUUUCUAAGGAGGAGAUUGCGAAGCGGAUGGCGUGUUGGCAGCCACCAAAGCCACGCGUCACCAGGGGCGUUUUGGCGAAGUAUGCGAAAUUAGUUGGAGAUGCGUCGAACGGCGCAAUGACUGACCAGUUCUAA